AUGUCGGAGGAAGCACUAAUUGAGAAUCCUUCCAACCUUAUACGGGAGACCAGAACUAAUUUUUCGAUAGUCAAUGACACCGAAGCUUUGUCCAACAUCUCCAAAAACCUGAAUGAGUUGCAGCGGAUAGUAAAAGAAAAACUGGAUCGAAAGAGCAACGAGCUCAGCCAGUCAGAGUCUGCCUUAGAGAAAAAUGAGGCUAGGUUGGAUACCCUGCGACGUGCCAGAACUGAAUCAGGUUCAGGACAGUUGCAAGGGGGAAGUUCGGAAGAUGUCCUCGAAAUGGCACGGGAGCUUGAAUCACUCGAACGAAGGCUUGUUGAAUUAAGGCAAGAGGUCGACCGCGGGUUAGAACAGCUGAUAGAAAAGAACGCAGACGAUGGCAAGGUACAAGAACUUGAGGAGAGCCAAACUGAGGACCCCGAGCAUAGAACAAAUGUCUUGAAAAUACAACUCUACCGAUCGCUAGGCGUCGUGUUAGACGCAGAUAAUAACCGAGCGCUGAUCAGCAAAGAUGGGACUUUGGACGUUGUGCCGGUCGGCGGGGAUGCAAGCGCCUAUUUUCGAACGAAAUACCUGUGGGACCGGAUAUAA
This is a messenger RNA of Lachancea thermotolerans CBS 6340, 594 nucleotides long. RefSeq names its product kinetochore-associated Ndc80 complex subunit SPC24 (gene SPC24). The transcript has a single exon. The record is from RefSeq and is a predicted model, not a curated record. The coding region runs from base 1 to 594 and encodes 197 amino acids. NCBI's taxonomy places the organism in Eukaryota, Fungi, Ascomycota, Saccharomycetes, Saccharomycetales, Saccharomycetaceae.